Messenger RNA from Aspergillus wentii DTO 134E9, 1466 nucleotides. RefSeq names its product DUF3431 domain-containing protein. The transcript is spliced from 2 exons. NCBI's taxonomy places the organism in Eukaryota, Fungi, Ascomycota, Eurotiomycetes, Eurotiales, Aspergillaceae. The record is from RefSeq and is a predicted model, not a curated record. The coding region runs from base 142 to 1368 and encodes 408 amino acids.
UGAGCGGCGUGGAACACUGGCAACCUUAACGACGGUACUCUUGGGGAAUAGAGGCAUGGUAUAAAUGGUGUUUUAAUAUUAUUAUUCUGUUGAUUAAUAUUUAUUUCUUUUCUAUCUGUAUUAAUUUACGAAUCUUCAUUCAUGAUUUUCUCACGACGGACAACCCCUCUCGUCGGCAUCGCCUUUUGCCUCUUCUUUCUUUACCUGGUCAGUAACCGCACGAGACAAUGGCGUCAGGUACCACAGACCCUGGGCCUAGGUGAUAUAGUCACCCCGGCGGGAACUUGGAAUAUCAGCCAUUCGGAAAAUGAAUCGACUAACAACCGGCUCACCCCUCAACCGAAUUAUAUUCCUGGCGUGCCAAAACCUCCCGGGGAGACUUAUUCGAAGAUAUUGGUGGUGCCCAAGAUUAAAGAUGAAGAUACGGAUUGGAUGGCACGGGAAAUUCCUGACUGGCAACAUGCUGUCUAUGUGGCUGACGAUCCCUCCGCCCCUCUUCAUCCGCCAAAAAACAAAGGCCAUGAAGUCAUGGUUUAUCUGAGCUAUAUUAUCGAUCACUACGACGAAAUUCCCGACAUCGUUGCAUUCAUGCACUCGCACCAGUUCGCAUGGCACAAUGAUGAGAUAUUUGGUGGCGAUGCGGCAGACAUGCUGCGACGGCUCAACCCGGCACGUGUUGUGAGAGAAGGCUACAUGAAUCUACGCUGCACUUGGGCACCUGGCUGUCCCGACUGGAUGCACCCCGGUGCGCUGGAGGAAAACUCUGAGAAGCAAGAAGAGACCAUGUUGGCCAGAUCUUGGGGAGAGAUUUUCCCCGAUGUUCCCAUUCCUGAUGUCCUGGCUCAACCGUGCUGUGCACAAUUUGCUGUGUCACGCGAGCGCAUUCUAGCGACUCCCAAGUCCCGCUACAUAUUCUAUCGAGACUGGAUUCUACGGACGGAGCUGAGCGACUAUAUUUCCGGUCGAGUCUGGGAGUACUUGUGGCACUUUGUGUUUACUGGCGAGAAUAUCGUGUGCGCAAAGGAGAAUGUGUGCUACUGCGACGGAUACGGUCUGUGUUUUGGUGGCGAAGACGAGUAUGAUGCUUUCAGAGGGCUUGGUUUCCAAAAGAAAGAUCUCGAAGAGGAGCUUACAAACUGGCAUACGAACGCUCAGAGCAUCGAGGUUGCGCGGAUCUACGGACCUAUAAGUGAGAAGAAUCGCCUUAAUGUUCCUGAGCCAGGCAGAGACACCGAGCUUGAGAAUCAAAUCAACGAAAAAAUACAGACGCUUAAUGAUCUGGUUUUCAAUGCUACUCAGCGCGGUGCGGACCCAAGAAAUCGGGCUCUCGAAGCAGGUCGCCCCUGGAAGGAAGGUGAUGGGUUCUAAACCAUUGAAAGCCCCAUAUAGGUUCAAAGCCAGCGUUGCCGCUCGCGAGAGGGUGCUUUGCUCUUCCGUCAACUCAGCCUGGUACUUUGUUCCCAACA